Molecule: messenger RNA, 1902 nt
Organism: Blumeria graminis f. sp. triticale
Lineage: Eukaryota; Fungi; Ascomycota; Leotiomycetes; Helotiales; Erysiphaceae
Source: the annotation of a GenBank genome assembly
AUGAGUCUCUUUUCGUAUGUCCAAAGUAUUUUUACGCUAGAUACAAUAGACACUAGAUUCACAAGCUCCUCGUCCGUUCCAUACAGCACGGUAAUUGAAGCACGGAAACAUGGCGAACCAUCUGUCACACCUCGGAACAACCAGUCGUUUACGGUAAACAAAAACCCAGACGAACAAAAUCGUAGCAAGUGCCCACUGGCAGAGCCGUCCAAAUGGAAAACGCCAGAGUUUUACUUUUAUUACUUAGUUUUCAUAGUGGUCGUACCAUGCAUGUUUUGGGUUCCAUACAGCGUUUCUAGACCCUCUGACCCAAACUAUCACAAGUUUGAGCACCUUCUUUCUCCAGGAUGGGUACCGGGCAGGAAGAUAGAUAUAUCUGAUAUUCAAUAUUCUACAUUCCGUGAAAACCUUCCAUAUCUUGGAUGUUUCGUUAUAAUACACCCAUUACUUCGAAAACUCUAUGAGAUCCUUCGACCGCAACCGCAAUACUCAAAACCUAGCAGGGACUCAAUAAGCUCUGACCUAGUAGGCGAUGCCCGCAUGAAUCAUAGGAUAUCUUUUGAUUUUAUAUUUGCAUUAAUUUUUUUGGUUUUCUUGCACGGGUUUUCUGCAGCGAAGAUUCUUGGGAUCCUCUACAUAAACUACAAACUAGCUACCCGACUGCCUCGCAAAUUUAUACCCGCAGCAACAUGGAUAUUCAAUAUAUCAAUCCUAUUUGCGAACGAGAUUCAUAACGGUUACAAAUUUGCGCGAAUCUCUGGAUUUUUCAUGCCGUCUGAAGUCGGUUUGUCACGCAAUUGGGGAGAAUGGUUAGACGAUUACAGUGGUAUUAUGUCUAGAUGGGAAAUUCUUUUCAAUAUAACCGUUCUUCGUUUGAUAAGUUUUAAUCUAGACUAUUAUUGGAGUCUAGACCUGAAGAAUGAGAAUUUUGAGAAGAAACAACUCAACCUAGCAAAUCUUUCUGAAAGAGAUCGGGUCGCAACGCCUGCUAAGCACUGUGAUUAUUCUCUCCGAAAUUACUUGGCUUACUCACUCUACGCGCCCUUGUAUCUAGCUGGUCCCAUCAUAACUUUUAACGACUACAUAUCUCAAUCUAGGUACACCCCAGCAUCCAUCGAAAGUUUCCGCACGAUUAAGUAUGGUAUCCGCUUCUUCCUGUGUCUCUUGGCUAUAGAGCUUUUGCUCCAUUUUAACUAUUGUGUGGCUAUUUCUAAAGGCAACCCACGCUGGUCAGACUAUACCCCGGCCCAGCUUUCUCUUCUUUCUUAUUUUAAUCUUCAUGUCCUCUGGCUCAAACUUCUACUUCCCUGGAGAUUCUUUCGACUUUGGGCCCUUGUCGACGGUAUUGAUCCGCCAGAAAAUAUGAUUCGAUGCCUAUCAGAUAAUCCAUCCACGGUAGCAUUUUGGCGAGGCUGGCAUCGAUCUUACAAUAGAUGGUUGAUUCGAUACUUAUACGGCCCAUUAGGUGGCGCAUCUUCUGCUACACGGGAAUCAACCUUGCGCUCUGUAAUAAACUAUAUCGUGGUAUUUACCUUUGUAGCCUUAUGGCACGAUAUAAGUCUAAACCUCCUAGUUUGGGGCUGGCUAGUUGUAUUUUUCAUGUUACCAGAGGUUAUUCUGAGUUAUAUUUUUCCCCGUAAGAAAUGGGAGAAUCAUCUAACUACCUACCGGGUUAUGUGUGGUAUCGCUGCAGUUGGUAACCUAAUGAUGAUGAUGAUGGCCAAUCUAGUUGGUUUUGCCGUGGGAGUUGACGGCUUAAAAAGCAUUAUUAGCGGUAUAUUCCGGGAUUAUUCUGGGUUUGUCUUUCUAUUCUCCUCGUGGACAGCUCUCUAUGUCGGGAUACAAGUUAUGUUCGAAGUAAGAGAGAAUGAGAAGAGACAGGGUAUAUAUUUAAAAUGCUGA